Messenger RNA from Cannabis sativa, 846 nucleotides. RefSeq lists its product as uncharacterized. The record is from RefSeq and is a predicted model, not a curated record. Gene Ontology annotation, biological process: DNA integration. Gene Ontology annotation, molecular function: nucleic acid binding. The coding region runs from base 1 to 846 and encodes 281 amino acids. NCBI's taxonomy places the organism in Eukaryota, Viridiplantae, Streptophyta, Magnoliopsida, Rosales, Cannabaceae. The transcript has 5 exons.
AUGGAUCAGAUUGAAGACAUGAAGAAGAAGAAUGAGAUCGAAUCAAAGGCACACAAUGUCAUCCUCUUGAGCUUUAGUGAUGAAGUGUUAAGAGAAAUUGAGGAUGAGGAUCAAGCAAUCAUAUUGCUCAGAUCUUUGCCAAAGAUGUAUGAGCACUUUAUUGGUACAAUUCUGUAUGGGAAAGACACUUUUACCAUGAUAGAAGUUAAGCAGCUUUCAAUUCAAAAUAAAUUCAAAAGAAGGGAGAAGAUAGAAAUGAGAGCAAUGACAAGAAACAAGAAGAAUGGAGAAGAAAAUAUUGCUGAUGGACAUGGCUAUGUUGAUGUUCUUGUGGCAUCUAGUUUUGAUUCAGGUGGAGAAUGGGCCCUUGAGACUUUCAUCAAUUGGAGAAAACUUCUGGAGAAUCAAGUAAGAAAUAAACUCAAGGUCCUCAUAACUGAUAAUGGACUUGAGUAUUGUUCAAAUGAGUUCAAAGUCUUCUAUGCAAGAGAAGGAAUCAUGAGGCACAAAACUGUGGUGAAGAACCCUCGACAAAAUGAAGUUGCUGAGAGGAUGAAUAUGACACCCAUGGAAAGGGUUAGAUGCUUGCUAUUAAGAGCUGGUUUGGAAAGGCCAUUUUGGGGAGAAGCUCUUAUGACAUCAUGUUAUCUAAUAAACAGAUGUUCUUUAGUGGCUAACAAUUUUAAGACACCUCAAGAGAUUUGGAUAGGGAAGCCACCCAAGUUUGAACAUUUGAGAGUGUUUGGUUGCACAACUUAUGAAGAAGAAAUGGCUAUGGAAGUUAAAGUCACUCCUGUUAAUGUUCAAACUGUCCAACUAGACAAUAUGCAUAUUGAGGUGGAUUAG